UAAGUCAUAUGCAAUUCCCUUGCAUCGUCACUAUGUAUAUCUAACUGGCAGUCUGACACAAUUUGUCUUCCUUCGUCCCAUUUCCCUUUCAAAUUUCUGUCUCCACUUUCUUUAUAUCCUGUGCAUCCCUUAAAAUUCCGCAGACCUAAAAUCAAUUGAUCUAGCUGAAAUACCAGCAGAGAAAAUCAGCAAAAAAAAGAAAAGAAAAGAAAAGAAAAAUUCAAUCUGGGGGCUAAAUUCUUGAUUGAUGGGCGCUGCUUUUUCCAUGUUAUUUUCAAGCACAAACACCCCUGCAGCUCCAGCAUCAAAGCUAGGCUUAGGGGACUUGCCUGAGAGUUGUGUGGCCUCUGUUCUUUUGUACUUAGACCCUCCAGAGAUCUGUAAGCUUGCAAUGUUGAACAGGGCUUUUAGGGGGGCUUCUUCUGCUGAUUUUGUUUGGGAAUCAAAGUUGCCUCUCAAUUAUGGUUCUGUUAUUGAUAGAGUUGCAGAUGAUGGUUGGAAACAGGGUUGUGAUGAUUUUCCUAAGAAUUUGUGUAAAAGGGACAUUUAUUCAAGGCUCUGUAGACCCAAAUCUUUCGAUGGUGGCACCAAGAAGGUCUGGUUGGAUAAAAGUAGUGGAAAGUUUUGUUUGUCAAUUUCUUCAAAUGGGCUGGCCAUAACAGGCAUUGGUGAUAGGAGAUACUGGAGUCGUUUGCAGACCGAAGAAUCAAGAUUCCGUUCAGUUGCAUAUCUCCAGCAAAUCUGGUGGCUUGAAGUUGAUGGAGAAGUUGAGUUUCCCUUUCCAGCAGGGUCCUAUAGCCUUUUUUUCCGGCUGCAACUAGGACGUACUUCGAAGCGAUUUGGUCGUCGGGUUUGUAACACCGAGCAUGUUCAUGGUUGGGAUAUAAAGCCAGUAAGGUUCCAACUUUCUACUUCAGAUGGUCAGCAGGGCACAACACAGUGCUAUAUCAAUGAACCAGGAAGAUGGAUCUACUACCAUGCGGGAGAUUUUGUUGUUGUUGAUCCUAGCACAUCAAUGAAGGUCGAGUUUUCAAUGACACAGAUUGAUUGCACACACACAAAAGGUGGUCUUUGUGUGGACUCCGUGUUUGUAUAUCCUAGUGAAUUCAAGGAGAGGUUAAAGCUUUGUCAAAUGCAGUAGCCCUCUGAGUUCAAGGAGAGGUUAAGCCUUUUUUAAAUGCAGUAACCCUCUUGGUAAUUUAGAUUGUGGUCCUAGAUUCAGCCUAUAUGGCAGCCAAUAGAGUCCUAAGUAGCCAAGGCAAUGUGCAUAUUAAUACCUUGGCAUUUUUGUGUUUAUCUUUGUAAAUCACUUUAAGCGCCUGAGAAGGAGCUUACCUGUCUAUUUAGCAGAGUCCUUUCUGUCUAUCCAAUAAAUAUGACUUGGUCUUCUAAGAGAUCAAAAUUGUGGAUGAGAUAAAUGAGUGGAUUUGAUUUUCCGAGCUUAA
This is a messenger RNA of Coffea eugenioides, 1445 nucleotides long. RefSeq names its product F-box protein PP2-A12-like. Gene Ontology annotation, molecular function: protein binding. The record is from RefSeq and is a predicted model, not a curated record. The transcript is spliced from 3 exons. NCBI's taxonomy places the organism in Eukaryota, Viridiplantae, Streptophyta, Magnoliopsida, Gentianales, Rubiaceae. The coding region runs from base 248 to 1141 and encodes 297 amino acids.